UUUGUAUGCAAUUUACCUCUCUCAUCCCAUUUAGCUUUUCUACUAUCCAUUCUUGAGAUCGUACUCAUUAUUGGGCUUGUACAUAACACGUUCCGCGAAUGAGGAGAGUUGACUAUACACAAACCCGAUGAAGUUCCAUCAUAAAACCAAUUGGUAUUAGGAGUAGGUCAUCAGGCAUCAAGUAUACAUAUUCAUCAAUCUCCGUAUAGUUUUUCGAUGUGGGAUCACAUCUGGAUUAUUUUCCAACACUCCCCUCAUAGGCAAAUUUAAAUGAUAAUGUCUGUACUACAUGUUAGUCGUUUCGAGCUCAAAAGUGAGCCACUAGUAUAGUUUUUUACUCCCUCCUAUUCAGCUUAUAUGUCUCAUUUCCUUUUAUGGUGAAGUCACCUUAAUUGUCCCAUUUCUAUUUUUGGUAUGGGUUUUUAACUUUUAUGCCCUUAGUAACUUUAUCCUAUUUUCAAUUAUACCCCCCAUUACCCAUACUAAUUUUCCUCCCUUACAUUAAAAAACUCAUAAUACCACUCUCUUUCCUACCCUUAGGGUCCCACUUUUGACUCUCCUUAAAAUCCGUGAAAAGUCAAAUGGGACUCCUAAGGUGAAUAGGAGGGAGUAUUAGUUUAGGGAUUUUGCAGAAUUCCCUUUAUCCUGAGCUUUGUACAUGAUAUAGGUACCCCAGGUAUUCAAGCAAUUUCGAUGAGAGACAUGGGAACAGAAAUGACUCCUGUCACAAGUCUAGAGCCCUCUCGGACAGCCACCCCUAAUGGGUCAUUAACCCCCUAUCGUAGCCCCAUAUCAUCGAUUCCUUCCACUCCUCGAGCAGGAGAACCGACCACUGCUCCUGCGGAACAUACAACUGAAAGUAAUGCACACUAUCUAACUGGGAAAGGCAAUCAAGAAUUGUCGGAACAUGAACUGAAGCUCAAGACUAGACGAGAGAUUGUGGCACUUGGUGUACAGCUUGGGAAGAUGAAUAUAGCUGCUUGGGCAAGUAAAGACGAGAAGGAUAAAUACCCUUUUCCCGAUACUCAUCCUGAGGAAUUCGAACGUAUUGAAUUUGAAAAACGCGCUGCUGCUUGGGAAGAAGCUGAAAUAUCAAAGCAUGCUGCAAGGUAUAAGCGCAAGGAGAUCAAAAUCCAAGCUUGGGAGAGUCAACAGAAGGUGAAAUUGGAGGAAGAAUUGAGGAGAAUAGAGGCAAAAGUUGAACGACUGAGAACACAAUCCCAGGCGAAAAUGAUGAAAAAGAUAGCGAUGGCGAGGGAGAAAUCAGAACAAAAACGAGCAGCAGCUGUGGCCCAAAAGGCGCGAGAUGCUGAAAAAACUGCUGCCCAAGCUGAGUUCAUUAGGCAAACAGGUCGAACUCCAUAUUCAGAUAAUUUGUGCUGUGGUCUCUUGUGUUAGAAUUUGUAGGGAAGAUUGGUUCCCAACAUGAUCAUUCAAGUAAAUGAUCUCCUUUGUACUUUACAUUUGCUUUUUCUUAUAUGGGCUUGUGUUUAGAUUUUAGGUGAUGCUUCAAUAGUUUGUGGGCAUUUCCCCGUGAUCUUAUCUGGUACACAUAAUAUAAGUAUAUGCAAAUUGAAACUGCAACAACUUCCGUUAAAGUGCGCAUUAUUAUCCAUAUGUGAGUUGUUUUACAUUUGAGAAAGAAGAGGAUAUGUUAUUACCAUUUGGUUUAGUAAAGAUCCUCCUUGAGAUUGUAUAAAGAUGAUCUCUUAUACUCCUUAUUUGGGUUGCUCACCCCUAUUUUUAAAUUCUUACAACCUCAUAAUAGUUAAGAAUUGCACAUUAAAACAACAACUACAUAGCCAACUCCUUAAUCUCGAAGAAUUAUGGAUUGACUUUGUGAUUGAAGCCUUCGAGCUUUGCUUUCACUAUUGGAGUCUAAUUGUCACCUCUUUUUUAUCGUU
Messenger RNA from Amaranthus tricolor (Joseph's coat), 1904 nucleotides. RefSeq lists its product as uncharacterized. Lineage: Eukaryota; Viridiplantae; Streptophyta; Magnoliopsida; Caryophyllales; Amaranthaceae. The record is from RefSeq and is a predicted model, not a curated record. The transcript has 3 exons. The coding region runs from base 694 to 1398 and encodes 234 amino acids.